Molecule: messenger RNA, 1608 nt
Organism: Triticum turgidum subsp. durum (durum wheat)
Lineage: Eukaryota; Viridiplantae; Streptophyta; Magnoliopsida; Poales; Poaceae
Source: the annotation of a GenBank genome assembly
AUGGCGACCGCUUCAGUAUCGUUCAAGUCUCGUGAGGACCACCGGAAGCAGCUCGAGCUUGAGGAGGCGCGUAAGGCGGGGCUCGCCCCUGCCGAAGUCGACGAGGAUGGAAACGAGAUUAACCCUCACAUCCCGCAGUAUAUGUCCUCGGCCCCAUGGUAUCUCAACGCCGAGAAGCCGAGUUUGAAGCAUCAGCGGAAAUGGAAGUCGGAUCCGAAUUACACAAAAGCGUGGUACGAUAGGGGUGCCAGGCUUUUCCAGGCCAACAAAUACAGAAAAGGCGCUUGCGAAAACUGUGGAGCCAUGACUCACAAUAAGAAGGCAUGCAUGGAUCGACCUCGGAAUGUUGGAGCUAAAUAUACCAAUAUGAAUAUAGCACCAGAUGAGAAAGUCGAGUCGUUUGAGCUUGAUUAUGAUGGCAAGCGUGACCGUUGGAAUGGUUAUGACACAUCAACCUACACUCGUGUUAUCCAAGAUUAUGAAGCUAGAGAAGAGGCCAGGAAAAAGUUCCUGAAAGAACAACAGCUCAAGAAGCUCGAGGAGAAGGAUGGUGAGCAGGAUGGUGAGAAUGUGGGCAGUGAAGAGGAUGAAGAAGAUGGCCUGAAGAUAGAUGAGGCUAAAGUUGAUGAGAGCGCUCAAAUGGAUUUUGCUAAGGUAGAGAAGCGUGUGCGCACAACAGGCGGUGGAAGCACUGGAACUGUUAGGAAUUUGCGUAUCAGAGAAGACACUGCAAAGUAUCUUCUGAAUCUUGAUGUGAACUCUGCAUAUUAUGAUCCAAAAACCCGCUCGAUGCGUGAGGAUCCUUUGCCAGAUGCAGACCCCAAUGAUAAAUUCUAUGUGGGUGAUAACCAAAAUAGACUUAGUGGACAAGCUCUUGAGUUCAAGCAACUCAAUGUCCAUGCAUGGGAGGCUUUUGACAAGGGGCAGGAUUUCCAUAUGCAAGCAGCUCCAUCUCAAGCUGAACUACUGUACAAGAGUUUCAAGAUCAAGAAGGAGAAGUUGAAAUCUGAAAGCAAGGACAAAAUUAUGGAGAAGUAUGGGAAUGCUGCAUCUGACGAACCAAUCCCUCGUGAGCUUCUUCUUGGGCAAAGUGAAAAAGAGAUUGAGUAUGACCGGACUGGUCGCAUAAUCAAAGGACAGGAUGUAGCUCUUCCUAAGAGCAAAUAUGAAGAGGAUGUCCUAAUUAAUAACCACACAACAGUGUGGGGUUCAUGGUGGAAAGAUCAUCAAUGGGGCUAUAAGUGCUGCAAGCAGACUAUUAAAAAUAGUUAUUGCACAGGCCUUGCUGGAAUCGAGGCUGCUGAAGCAUCAGCUGAUUUGAUGAGGGAAAAUAUGGCCCGCAAGGAGGCUGCCGAAGAGGAACCUGUACGACAAGAAGAAAAGAAACUAGCCACUUGGGGAACAGAUAUUCCUCAGGAUCUUGUUCUCGACCAGAAGUUGCUUGAGGAAUCCUUAAAGAAGGAGGCAAAGAGGAAGAAGGAAGAGAUGGACGAAAGAAAGAGAAAGUACAAUGUGAAGUGGAAUGACGAGGUCACUGCGGAAGACAUGGAGGCCUACCGUAUGACAAGAGUCCGCCACGACGAUCCUAUGAAAGAUUUUCUCAAUUAG